Capsella rubella is the source of this 1931-nucleotide messenger RNA. RefSeq names its product RNA polymerase sigma factor sigB. The transcript is spliced from 7 exons. Gene Ontology annotation, biological process: regulation of DNA-templated transcription; DNA-templated transcription initiation. The coding region runs from base 100 to 1815 and encodes 571 amino acids. Lineage: Eukaryota; Viridiplantae; Streptophyta; Magnoliopsida; Brassicales; Brassicaceae. Gene Ontology annotation, molecular function: DNA-binding transcription factor activity. The record is from RefSeq and is a predicted model, not a curated record.
CCGCCAUCACCAGUUUUCUCACACCUUUCUCUCUCUGUAUAAUCUCUUCAACGGCCUUCAAUGGUCAGACUUGGCUUUCGAACUUAGCCAAGAACGAGCAUGUCUUCUUGUCUUCUUCCUCAGUUCAAGUGCCAACCUGAUUCUUUCUCUAUUCACUUCAGAACCUCUUUCUCCGUCUCAAAGCAAAAUAAGGGUCCAGUCUUCUUCCAACCGCAAUGUGCAGUAACUACUUCUCCGGCGUUGUUAACUUCUACGCUUGAUGUGGCGAAGCUUAGACUACCCUCUUUCGAUACUGAUUCAGAUUCCCGAAUAUCAGACAGGCAAUGGACUUAUACAGGAACCGUUGGUCCUUCCACUGAGGCAAAAUAUUUAGAAGCUUUAGCCUCUGAAACACUGCUCACCAGUGAUGAAGCUGUAGUUGCGGCAGCAGCAGCUGAAGCAGUCGCCCUUGCAAGAGCUGCUGUCAAAGUUGCGAAAGAUGCCACAUUAUUUAAGAACAGUAACAACACGAACCUAUUAAUUUCUUCAACGGCAGACAAACGAUCCAAGUGGGAUCAGUUUACAGAGAAGGAACGUGCUGGCAUAUUGGGACAUCUAGCGGUUUCAGACACUGGAAUUGUGAGUGAUAAAAGCACUGCACCUGCUUCUAACAAAGAGUCAUCUGCUGAUUUAAUAUCAGAAAUACAAGAAGUUGAGCUUGUGGAGGAGCAACCUGCAGCGAGUUUAGCUGUGAGAUCUACACGCCAAACUGAAAGGAAAGCUCGGCGGGCAAAAGGGUUAGAGAAAUCUGCAUCAGCUAUUCCGUCUGUGAAGACUGGUUCAAGCCCUAGAAAGAAACGUGUUGUUGCUCAAGAAGUUGACCAUAAUGAUCCUUUGCGUUAUCUUAGAGUGACAACAAGCAGUUCCAAGCUACUCACUGUCAGAGAAGAACAUGAGCUAUCUGCAGGAAUACAGGACCUUCUGAAGUUAGAAAGACUUCAAGCAGAGCUUACUGAACGUUGUGGCCGUCAGCCAACCUUUUCACAGUGGGCUUCUGCUGCUGGAGUCGAUCAAAAAUCUUUGAGGAAACGUAUAAAUUAUGGCACGCAAUGCAAAGACAAAAUGAUUAAAAGCAACAUCCGUCUCGUUAUUUCGAUUGCAAAGAAUUAUCAAGGAGCUGGGAUGAACCUCCAAGAUCUUGUCCAGGAAGGGUGCAGAGGGCUUGUGAGGGGAGCAGAGAAGUUUGAUGCUACAAAAGGUUUUAAAUUUUCAACUUAUGCGCAUUGGUGGAUCAAGCAAGCAGUGAGGAAGUCUCUCUCUGAUCAGUCCAGAAUGAUAAGAUUGCCUUUUCACAUGGUAGAGGCUACAUAUCGAGUGAAAGAGGCACGGAAGCAAUUGUACACUGAAAAGGGUAGGCAUCCAGAGAACGAAGAAGUUGCAGAGGCAACAGGGCUGUCGAUGAAGAGGCUCAUGGCGGUUUUACUCUCUCCUAAACCUCCGAGAUCGCUAGACCAGAAGAUUGGAAUGAAUCAAAACCUCAAACCUUCGGAAGUGAUAGCAGAUCCUGAAGCAGAAACAUCAGAAGAUAUAUUGAUAAAGCAGUUCAUGAGGGAAGACUUAGACAAAGUGUUGGACUCGUUGGGAACGAGGGAGAAGCAAGUGAUACGCUGGAGAUUUGGGAUGGAGGACGGGAGAAUGAAGACAUUGCAAGAGAUCGGAGAGUUGAUGGGAGUUAGCAGGGAGAGAGUGAGGCAGAUAGAGUCCUCUGCAUUCAGGAAACUCAAGAACAAAAAGAGAAGCAACCAUUUGCAGCAAUACUUGGUUGCACAAUCAUAAAGUUUUAAUCUUUCUUGAAAAUGGAAUGUUUUGUGCAUAGAACCCACUCCGAGUAUAAACAUUUCGCAAGCAGUAUAAAUUAUUCUUAUAGCAUUUGACUAUACUUGUGACCAGUA